Molecule: messenger RNA, 2245 nt
Organism: Arachis stenosperma
Lineage: Eukaryota; Viridiplantae; Streptophyta; Magnoliopsida; Fabales; Fabaceae
Product: protein CHUP1, chloroplastic-like
Exons: 4
Coding region: 361-2034 (557 amino acids)
Biological process (GO): chloroplast organization
Cellular component (GO): chloroplast outer membrane
Source: RefSeq, a predicted model, not a curated record
UAACCAAAUAGUGCAUUCCAUUGCAUUUGCAUGAGUGAGACAACCCACACGCAACCAAAAACUGUUGCCAAACGACAAUUUCUACUCUUUCUUUAUCUUUCUCUAUUUGUCUCCACUCUGAUCAUUAUAUACACUUAUAACAUAUAACAUAGAAACUUUCCUUGGUUUCAAACUUCACUUUGAUUUUGGGUAUGUUUGUGUUUUAUAAUCUCAGCUGACUUUGCUUGCUUAGUGAUGUGAUGAUGUUUGUUGUGAUGAUUAUAGGGAUGAAUCAUUUGAGUAGUUGGGUAUGAAAUGGAGGACGAAGAUGAGGAUCUUUCUCUGUGUUUUCAUGAACUAAAAGAAACUUGAUUGAUUGUGAUGAUGAGAGAAGAGAAGGGGCCAAAGCCUUUCAUAGUGAAAUUAGGCUUGGCUUUAGCUCUUUCAUUUGCUGGAUUCAUCUACUCUCACCUCAGAGCUAAAAGGGUCAAACCCAGCAAUAAUACUUCCUCUACUCAGGGGCCUCCUUCAGGUCAAGGGAGUCACACUAAUAUGGGAGAAGGCAUAGGAGCAGCGCUAGGUUCUGUUUCAGAAGGAAAUUAUUCACAUAGUCAGGAAGAUACAUGCAUCAACAGGGUUAUCUGUAACAAUUCAACCAUAGGUAUCUCUCAUAGCAGUAAACAAAAUGAAGAUAAGAAUGAGUUAUUCCUUCCUGACAGAAAGUCUUCAGAGAAAGAUGUAGAAGCAACAGCAUGUGUGAGUCAUGAGAAGGAUGACUAUGAAAAAGAGGUAACAAAGCUCAAAAACAUAAUUUCAAUGCUUCAAGAAAGGGAACAUAGUCUUGAGGUUCAACUUCUUGAGUGCUGUGGUCUUAGAGAGCAACAAAAAUCAGUGAAGGAACUGCAAAAUAGAUUGAAGAUAAGUAAUAUGGAGGCAAAGAUGUUCAGUCUAAAGGUUCAGACCUUACAAUUAGAGAAUCAUAGAUUACAGGAACAGGUGACUGAUCAUGCAAAAGUGGUUGCUGAGCUUGAGGCCACAAAAGCCAAAGUUGAACUAUUGCAGAAGAAACUUAAGCAUGAAGCUGAACAUAAUAGGGAGCAGAUCAUAAUUCUUCAACAUAGAGUUUCCAAAUUGCAAGAACAAGAACAAGAAUGCAAAGCUGUUGAUUGUGAUCAUGAUAUUCAAUUAAAGCUGCAAAAGCUGAAGGAUCUUGAGUCUGAAGUAGAAGUGUUGAGGCAAUCUAAUUUCAGAUUGCGGCUGGAAAAUUCUGAAUUAGCUCAAAGAUUGGAUUCUACACAGAUCCUUGCAAAUGCUGUUCUGGAAGAAGCAGAGGGGGAUACUCGGAAGGAAGAUAUCGAACGCCUUAGACAAGAGAACGAGAGGUUGAUGAAGGAAAUGGAACAACUACAAGCUGAUCGGUGUUCAGAUGUUGAAGAAUUAGUGUAUUUGAGAUGGAUAAAUGCUUGUUUAAGAUAUGAACUAAGGAACUACCAGCCCCAACCUGGUAAGACAGUUGCAAAGGAUUUAAGUAGAAGCUUAAGUCCUACAUCUGAGAAGAAGGCCAAGAAGCUUAUACUUGAAUAUGCAAAUACCAAUGGAGAAGGGAACAUUGUAGAUUUUGAUUUAGACCAGUGGUUCUCCUCCCAAGGUUCUUCUCUUACAGAUUCUGGAGAGUAUGAUGACUCUUCUUCCAUGGAUAAUUCAUCUACUGCCAGAACUAACACCACUGGAAAGACCAAAAUUUUUAGCAAGCUUAGGAGAAUCUUACAUGGCAAAGAUAGUCAGGUUUCAUCACAAGCAAAUUCUGGAGCUCAGAGCCGAAGAAGCGAGUUUACAACUCCCACCGUCACAUCUAGAGCUUCCUUUGAUUUAUCUGUAUUGUCUAGGAUGAAGCAAAGUGAUAGGAGAAACUCAGAUAGCUUUGUCCUGGGAGGCUCAAGUAAAAUCAGUCCAAGGGGAGAAGCUUCUGAUUUGGAGAAAUAUGCAAAAGCUUUAGAAGAUUCUAGUGCGAGCGCUCGACACCAAAGGCGCAGAAGAGCAACAUCAUAUAGUUAGUGAAAAUAGCCUUAAUACACUAUACACUACACAGUUGACUAUGUGUAAUUAGCCUUAAGGACUAGUUUCAGAAUCCAAACCUCUGUAUCAAAUAAGAAUGCAUUUUGUAACAUUGGCAGGCAUUCACCAAUAAUGUUUUAGUUUGUUUCUAUUCUUGCUUAUCUGACAUUAACUAAUAUAUAAGAUCUAACUGUUACUGGAAAAUUUUUUA